ACAGGGCACCAACGACUACGAAAUGUGGCUACGUUACGAUCUGUAUACCAACAAACAUAUACAGUGGUACUACUUCCGGGUAUCAAACACUCGUGCCAAUGUUAAAUACCGCUUCACCAUCGUCAAUUUCAUCAAGUCAGACUGCCUAUACAACUAUGGUAUGAAGCCAUUGAUGUACAGUGAGAAAGAGGCUCAGACAAAGAAAGUGGGCUGGAUACGGUCUGGUAGUGACAUCAAAUACUACAGGAAUAAUAUCAAAUAUGAGACUUCCAAGGGAGAGAAGCCAUUUUACUCUCUAACAUGGACGGUGGAGUUCCCACAUGACAACGACACAGUUUACUUUGCUCACUGCUUCCCAUACACAUAUACAGACCUACAAGAUUAUCUACUAGAUAUAUCAAACGACCCGGUGAAGUCCAAAAUCUGUAAACAGAGAGUGCUAUGUCGGACACUCGCCGGAAACCUAGUCUACGUGCUCACCAUUACCUCCCCUUCACAAAACCCUGAAGACAUCAAGCAUAAAAAAGCUGUGGUGAUCACAUCACGAGUACAUCCUGGCGAGUGUAACGCUAGCUGGAUGAUGAAAGGUUUCCUCGACUACCUGACGGGUAACUCAGCUGAUGCUAAGCUCCUGCGAGAUACAUUCAUCUUCAAGAUUGUGCCAAUGUUGAACCCAGAUGGUGUGAUAGUGGGUAACUAUCGGUGCUCCCUGGCUGGCCGAGACCUCAACAGAAACUACAAAACUGUGCUCAAAGACUCGUACCCCUCCGUGUGGCACACGAAAAACAUGAUCAGGAAACUCCUUCAGGAGAGAGAGAUCAUUGUGUAUUGUGACCUUCACGGACAUAGCAGAAAACAAAAUGUGUUCAUCUACGGCUGUGAAAACCGCCACAACCCGGAGAAACGUCUCCGAGAACGGAUCUUCCCUGUCAUGCUCAACAAGAACGCUCCAGAUAAGUUCAAGUUUGAGUCAUGUAAGUUCAAGGUUCAGAAGAGUAAAGAAGGGACAGGUCGAAUUGUCAUGUGGCACAUGGGCAUUAUGAACAGCUACACAAUGGAGGCAACAUUUUGUGGCUCCACCAUUGGGAAGAAGAAGGGCUACCACUUUACCUUGGUGGACUUUGAGGCGAUGGGGUACCACUUCUGUGACACUCUACUGGACUACUGUGAUCCGGACAACACAAAGUGUGCUAAUGUACUUCUGGAACUGGAGGAUAAGAUGAAGAGAGACAUCCUUGCCAAACUCCAGAGAGCAGGAAUCACUCCCAGCUCUGCUGAUGACAUUGACCUCAGUGACGACUUCAGCUCUCUCGAGUCCAGUGAUGGUGGAUCCGACAGCUCCGUCUCUGAUGGACCUCCGGUACAUUUGCAGUUCGCUCCUCAAAGGGAGGAUAUACAAGUACGUACUCCGUACAGAUUCCGCAUGUUGUCUCAACAAGUUUGUUAUCUCCUCUUAAUCCUUCCUUCCUUCUGA
This is a messenger RNA of Pecten maximus, 1474 nucleotides long. RefSeq names its product cytosolic carboxypeptidase 2-like. Gene Ontology annotation, molecular function: zinc ion binding; metallocarboxypeptidase activity. The record is from RefSeq and is a predicted model, not a curated record. NCBI's taxonomy places the organism in Eukaryota, Metazoa, Mollusca, Bivalvia, Pectinida, Pectinidae. The transcript is spliced from 11 exons. The annotation marks the transcript as partial. Gene Ontology annotation, biological process: proteolysis.